UAUCCCUGAAUCUUUCUGUUGUUCCUCUUGAUCUGUUGGAUAUUCACUUGUUUCUGGUCUUUUAGGUGGUCUAUGUAUACUCUGUUGUGGUGUCUAGGUGGUCUAUGUAUAUGUAUAUCUAUAUGUAUAUGUGUGUGUGUGUGUUUUUUUUUUUUUUUUUCAUUCUCUAAUACACGAAAUAAAUGAGGCCGCAGAUAUGAUUCUUUGAUGUGGUGGUGCCCCAGAUGUUCGAGUCGAUAGCCCCUCCGGUACUGUAAAUUUAAAAUUUGUACCUCUCGUGAAGGAACUGGUCGCACCUACUUUACUCCAGUCUUCACAAUUCAAAGAUUGAAACCCAAGUGUACUCAAAUGCAUGACAGCCUUUUCCUUCUCUCGCCAACAUCUCUCCCUGGUGAAAUUGGCUCGUAUUUCGAGCCCGAAAGAUCAACGAACCUGCCUCGCUUAUUUCAGAAAGAAAGCAACACAACGAUUAAUCACCGCCCGUUUCUCCCCAAUUAUACAUCUCAGUUCAGUCAGUUGGGAGAAAAAACAACCAGGAGAUUCCCCUGCAUCUCCAAAUACAUGAAACUCAUUAAUACUACCCGCUUCUCAAAAACCAGCUCCCUCUGGAUUAGUCACUUUCACCUUCCACGUACACAUGCAUUCACCUCUGUGUGAAAAUGUCGCUGUGAAACAACAAUAUAUGUACACACCCGUCAUUCAUAUGAAUCAUGAAUCAUGAUCAGCCGUAACUUAGAGCAGAAAAGAACAGGAAGCGAAAAUGGAGCAUCAAUUGAAGGAGCUGAUGGGGAAGAGGAGCAGACUUUCUGCUGAAGGAGUCGAAACAGAAGAUUAUGUUCGUGUCAAGGCAAGAAGGGGUGAAGCAACCGACAGUCACAGCCUAGCGGAAAGGGCAAGAAGAGCGCAAAUCCGAAUGAGAAUGAAACUCUUGCAAUCACUUGUUCCUGGAUGCGAUAAGAUAACUGGAAAGGCACAUAUACUGGAUGAGAUUAUCAAAUAUGUUCAAUUGCUACAGAAUCAAGUAGAGUCCCUUGCGGCAAAGCUUGCUUUUGUGGAUCUCAUGCUAUACGACUGUGAGCCGAAUGCAAGCGGAAAUGCAUGUGUUCCUGAGGGGCUGUUGCCGUCUGUGCCAGAGUCUAGCUCUAUCCCGUUCAUGUCUUUUGCAGACGGUGGGGUAAGCGAUUCUGCUUCCCUUUUGCUCAAAGAGGAUCAGAUAGCUACUCUAAUCCCUCAGGCAAACGAUAAACAUCAAGUUCUGUAACUUGAACGGGUUCAUGUGGACCGACUAUUAUUUGCGGUUAAAAGCAGACUGAAUCAGAUGUUGAAGCAGUGUACUCCAUUACUAAAUUACUUGCUAUCAUCUGCCUAUUCAUUCGAUCUGCUGUGUACUAAUGAGGAUCAUUGUCCUGUUAUAGUGAAGCUAAAUAACCUCCAUUAGAUAGAAUGUUGUAUCGAUCUCCUCCAAGUCCUCUUGACUUUCUAUGGUAGUGUAUUAAAUAUGCUCUAUGGUGACUGAUGAAUUCAUGUCCAAACGUA
Molecule: messenger RNA, 1536 nt
Organism: Rosa rugosa (rugosa rose)
Lineage: Eukaryota; Viridiplantae; Streptophyta; Magnoliopsida; Rosales; Rosaceae
Product: transcription factor bHLH137-like
Exons: 7
Coding region: 761-1261 (166 amino acids)
Biological process (GO): regulation of DNA-templated transcription
Cellular component (GO): nucleus
Molecular function (GO): DNA-binding transcription factor activity; protein dimerization activity
Source: RefSeq, a predicted model, not a curated record